This is a messenger RNA of Microtus ochrogaster (prairie vole), 2882 nucleotides long. RefSeq names its product protein kinase AMP-activated catalytic subunit alpha 2 (gene Prkaa2). NCBI's taxonomy places the organism in Eukaryota, Metazoa, Chordata, Mammalia, Rodentia, Cricetidae. Gene Ontology annotation, molecular function: ATP binding; AMP-activated protein kinase activity. Gene Ontology annotation, cellular component: cytoplasm. Gene Ontology annotation, biological process: intracellular signal transduction; protein phosphorylation. The record is from RefSeq and is a predicted model, not a curated record.
GCGGCGGCGGCGCUGAGGGCCCGCGGCCGAGGGAGGCGGUGCGCGGAACGGAACAUGGCUGAGAAGCAGAAGCACGAUGGGAGGGUGAAGAUCGGACAUUACGUGCUGGGGGACACACUGGGCGUCGGCACCUUCGGCAAAGUGAAGAUUGGAGAACACCAGUUGACAGGCCAUAAAGUGGCAGUUAAGAUCUUAAAUAGACAGAAGAUUCGCAGUUUAGAUGUUGUUGGAAAAAUAAAACGAGAAAUUCAAAAUCUUAAACUCUUUCGUCAUCCUCAUAUUAUCAAACUAUAUCAGGUGAUCAGCACCCCAACAGACUUUUUUAUGGUGAUGGAAUAUGUGUCCGGAGGUGAAUUAUUCGACUACAUCUGUAAACAUGGGCGGGUUGAAGAGGUGGAAGCCCGGCGGCUCUUUCAGCAGAUCCUUUCUGCUGUGGAUUACUGUCACAGGCAUAUGGUUGUCCAUCGGGACCUGAAACCAGAAAAUGUGCUUCUGGAUGCUCAGAUGAAUGCUAAGAUUGCUGACUUUGGACUAUCUAAUAUGAUGUCAGAUGGUGAGUUUCUGCGAACCAGCUGUGGAUCACCAAAUUAUGCAGCACCUGAGGUCAUCUCAGGAAGGCUGUAUGCGGGUCCUGAGGUUGAUAUCUGGAGCUGUGGCGUUAUCCUGUAUGCCCUUCUCUGUGGCACCCUCCCCUUCGACGAUGAGCACGUGCCUACACUCUUUAAGAAGAUCCGAGGGGGUGUGUUUUAUAUCCCGGAAUAUCUCAACCGCUCUGUUGCCACUCUGCUGAUGCACAUGCUCCAGGUGGACCCUUUGAAGCGAGCAACUAUCAAGGACAUCCGAGAACAUGAAUGGUUUAAACAGGAUUUGCCCAGUUAUCUAUUUCCUGAAGACCCCUCCUAUGAUGCUAACGUCAUUGAUGAUGAGGCUGUGAAAGAAGUAUGUGAAAAAUUUGAGUGUACAGAAUCAGAAGUAAUGAACAGUUUAUAUAGUGGUGACCCUCAAGACCAGCUUGCGGUGGCUUAUCAUCUUAUCAUUGACAAUCGGAGAAUAAUGAACCAAGCCAGUGAGUUCUACCUCGCCUCUAGUCCUCCAACUGGUUCUUUUAUGGAUGACAGUGCCAUGCAUAUUCCCCCAGGCCUGAAACCACAUCCUGAGAGGAUGCCACCUCUUAUAGCAGACAGCCCCAAAGCACGGUGUCCUUUGGAUGCACUGAACACAACUAAGCCCAAAUCCUUAGCUGUGAAAAAAGCCAAGUGGCAUCUUGGAAUCCGAAGCCAGAGCAAACCAUAUGAUAUUAUGGCUGAAGUGUACCGAGCUAUGAAGCAGCUGGAUUUUGAAUGGAAGGUAGUGAAUGCCUACCAUCUUCGAGUAAGAAGAAAAAAUCCAGUGACUGGCACUUAUGUGAAAAUGAGCUUGCAGCUUUACCUGGUUGACAAUCGGAGCUAUCUUUUAGACUUUAAAAGCAUUGAUGAUGAGGUGGUAGAGCAGAGGUCUGGUUCCUCAACACCUCAGCGGUCCUGUUCUGCUGCUGGCCUGCACAGACCACGGUCAAGCUUUGAUUCCACCACAGCUGAGAACCACUCACUCUCGGGUUCCCUCUCUGGCUCUUUGACUGGAAGCACUUUGUCUUCAGCUUCUCCCCGCCUGGGCAGUCACACCAUGGAUUUUUUUGAAAUGUGUGCCAGUCUGAUCACUACUUUAGCUCGUUGAUAAUCUACCACUGGUUUCUGUCUUUCUGUUACUGCACUGUGAAAAUCACAUAUACUCUUUAAAUUAGUAUCUCACUUUUGGGUAUUACAUACUCUGCAAUAUGAAUUGAUGUGAAUAUCCCCAGGUGACAUGCCAUGUAUUGAAAUUACCAGAAACACAGAAGUCUGGCACUUUGUUUACUUUUUAGAACUCUAUUAUUCUACUGUGCCUAUGAUAAAUUUGAAUAUAGGUAGUACCUUUAAUGGAUGAGUACUGAUGUUUGCUAAUUCAUACUUGUGAGUUCACUACACAUGAUGAGCACCCUUCACUGAUGAAUCAGCUAAUUUAGGAAUGGUGUGUGUGGUACCUUCUUCCCUCAUGUGUAGUGCACAAAAAUCCAGUUUGCUUUCUAAAUUUCAAAAGAUGUUAGACUAUCUAGGCACCCAGUUUUCUUGUACAAGAAGAUCAAGAAAUAGAAUGUGCUGAUCAAAUAUUUAAAUAUAGAAAUCUGAAAAGCCUGUCCCCCUAAAUAUUAGAAACCAAAUUCUUUUUAAUGGUUUCUGAAAAUACUGCCUAGUAUUAGCCAGAAAGACUGUGUUUCUGUGAACAGGUGCCCAGUAUCUAGACUUUUCAACAUUUGUACAAGGCCCUAGUUAAAUCCCACCACCACCAAGCAAGACAAAACCGUACAAAAAUAGUACACAGUUAAAUGAAACAAGGCAAAAUACCAACAACCCCUUAAAGGAAAUUCUAUUCUGAUCUUCUAUUUUGUGUUUAUGGGCCUGGGGUAGGGCUCACAUGGGGUGGGAGGGCCAGGAGGUUAUGACCUUCUGACGUCUUCACUAAUUCACUUGAGGUUUAAGUUGUUAUUGAUGCCACCUCCUUCCUCAGUAACCAUUGUCUUUGUUCAUUGGUUUUCAAUCUUUUGUUUCCUUUCUUUAGUCUUUAGUUCAAAACCCUGUUUUGUCCUUAGGACCUUAGUGUACUUCCAAAGCUUAUCUGCUGUGACCUUCACUGUUGAACCUGAUUGGACAGGGAAGCCUUAAACAUUUAAAGUAUUUUCUCCUGGAAUAAGUAUAUGUGUUGUUUACAUAUAUACAUGUAUGUAUUGACACAUCAGUGCUUUUAAUCAAAAAGAACCAAACUUUUUUGUGCAAGUUUUUUUAAUUUAAGAUAAAAAAUACUAUAAA